Molecule: messenger RNA, 3834 nt
Organism: Leptidea sinapis
Lineage: Eukaryota; Metazoa; Arthropoda; Insecta; Lepidoptera; Pieridae
Gene: Corin
Product: atrial natriuretic peptide-converting enzyme-like
Exons: 17
Coding region: 108-3071 (987 amino acids)
Biological process (GO): proteolysis
Cellular component (GO): membrane
Molecular function (GO): serine-type endopeptidase activity; protein binding
Source: RefSeq, a predicted model, not a curated record
CCGCACAGGAGCGCGUCACCGACACACGAUAAACAUUGCGACACUACCUCUAAUUGAAGGGCUCACACCGGGCCCCUAGAUGAGCACUGCGGGGCGUACUUUACAAGAUGGCAUCUUUCAAAGACUGGCUGACGGUAACAUGGUCACAGAGUGGCAUGCAGCUUCAGCCAGGAGACGCCGGCGCCGGCGACGACGACUCGCUCCGAACACGAUAUGGGCGAGCUGGUAGCCUGGCAGCCACCCCUGGUGAGAAGCUGAUGGAACUGCUGCGACCAAACACGGGCACUCCUCGCCGGCACUCCACCGCAGCCUGCGCUCCACCGCAGCCCAGACCGUCAGGCUUCGUCUACUGUCCAUCAGACGCGCUGCCAUACUGCCCACCGUCCCGAUUAGCUCCACCACGCCCAGUGAAGUUACCACCGCCCCCAUCGCAGCCAAUCCAGCCAGUCCAGACGCAGAAGCCACCCCCAGUUCCCCAGCGGUCUGUGGCCCCGUGUGUCACAAUGUCGGUGCCGCCUCCGCCCGCACCUCCCCGCCGUCGCUCACCGCAGCCCCCCCGCCGGGUUCCACCACCUACGCCCCCAAGACCCAGUGCAGACCCUGGCAUACGACGUACCCAAACACGGAUAGAAAACCCACCUCCACCAAUUCAACAAAGUAUUCCGCAAAUGCCUGUCCAACCUAUCAUACCCAGACGUAUUCCUCAAAAGAUCCUUGACAAUCCCCUCCCCCCGGUGGCUACACAAAUGAAGCAAUCGCCAAGUUCCGGCUCCAAUAUCAGCGUCAGACAGGACUCGAACGUGUCUUCAGACUCCUUCAGCCAGACCUCGUCCCCGUCUUACACGACUAAAACCAUGGAGGCUCCACUACUUCCUCACCAACAUUUGAACAAGAGUCUCAACGCAAAGAUCGCCCGAGGUCUCUUAUUGAAAGAGCAACAAGAGAAGGAGAAUGCAAACUCUUCCAUCACGAAGAGCAUGUCCACUCCUGCUUCCUUGCAGACCAUAGUGAGGAUUCAGAAUGGGAGCAACAUGUCAUUACAUCACAGGAUGCUCCACAAUAUUCGCGGCUCCAGCACGGACUCAUCAGCUCACAGGUUCCGCAUGCUGCAGCUGGCACUCAACGCUGUCGCCUUGCUCGCCAUCACUGGGGCAUUCUUUGCUUACUUCCGGGCUAACCCCGCCGUGCAGUACGUGUCACAGGUCGUGAACCGCUCCACGCUCGUUACGUGGCCCGCCGCCGCUCCAACUCCGGGCCCCACCGCUCGCAACCCUGCGCCUGGCGUCUGUCUGCCCGUGAUCGUCAACUUCUGCCACCAGCACCGCAUCUCUUACAACUUCACCGUCUUUCCUAACUACAUCGGACACUUCGGCCAAAGAGACGCUCAACAGGACUUGGAGAUCUACGACGCGGUAGUGGACGUCCGCUGUUACGAGCUCACGGCGCUAUUCCUGUGUUCCUUGUUCGUCCCCAAGUGCGGUCCGCUUGGUCACAUGGUGCGACCCUGCAGAAGUCUGUGCCAAGAGACAAUGCGGCGCUGUGGCUUCUUCCUUGAAGUAUUCGGUCUGUCAAUGCCAGACUACUUGCAGUGCGACAUAUUCCCAGAGUCCAUUGACACCGACGUGUGCCUGGGCAACAGAGAGGUGAAGGAGGCGAAAAUCAGAGCCUCCAAGCCAGCGUGCCAGUCGGGGUUCCAGUGCGACACCAACCGUUGCAUCCCGCACGAUUGGCGCUGCGACGGCCACGUGGACUGCGCAGACCGCUCCGACGAACUAAACUGCCGCGUGUGCAAGCGGCCCGGAGACGUACACUGCGGCAACCAGCGCUGCGUUUCGCAGGUGCACCUCUGUGAUGGCAAAGUGGACUGUCCGUGGGGGCAGGACGAGCGGAACUGCUUGCGCCUAAGUGAGGCCAAUGGUGACGUGGGCCGAGGAGAGGUGCAGGUUUACCGCGCAGCCAACCAGUCCUGGUUCCCGGCCUGCCUGUCCACAGUCGACCACUCCACUGCUGCCGAGAUAUGCUCCAUGCUGGGCUACACGAAAAUGAACUACAGCGAAAUUAUGGUCAACGUUCCCCGCCCAACCCCGAGCAAGGCACAAUCGCUGACAUCGAGCGCGUUACUAGGGGGCCAGGAGACCGUCAUCCACGGCGUGGCCAAGUCCUACCGCGCCUUCCAGAGGAGCGAGGGGGGACUGCUGCGAGAACUCAAGGACUGCAGACAUGACUCAAAGAAGUUACACCUCAUUUGCAAUAAUUACGAAUGUGGCAAGCGGCGCACCAUCUCUCCAGUCAGAAAACGUAUCGUCGGGGGCGUGGAGUCGUCUCCAGGUGACUGGCCCUUCCUGGCCGCCAUCCUGGGGGGACCCGAGGAGGUGUUUUAUUGUGCCGGAGUGUUGGUGGCAGACCAGUGGGUUCUCACGGCGUCACACUGCGUUGGCAAUCACUCGGACGUGGGCGGUUGGACCAUACAGUUGGGGAUCACUCGGCGGCGCUCGCACGCGUACUACGGGCAGAAAGUGAAGGUUCGUCGCGUGGUGCCGCACCCGCUUUACAAUGUUGGUGUCGCGCACGACAAUGAUAUCGCGCUCUUCCAGCUGGCAGUCCGCGUCCGUUACCACGAGCACCUGUCCCCGGUAUGUCUGCCCCCCGCACGUCGUGCUCUGCAACCCGGCACGUUAUGCACUGUCAUCGGCUGGGGGAAGAGAACUGACAAAGACAUGUCGGAGUAUGAGCCAGCUGUGAACGAGGUGGAGGUUCCUGUGCUGAACCGUGAGCUCUGCAAUCAGUGGCUGGAGCACCGCGAUCUCAACGUCACCGAGGGCAUGAUCUGCGCAGGGUACCCCGAAGGUGGCAAGGACGCCUGCCAGGGAGAUUCAGGAGGUCCGCUGCUCUGCAAGGACCCCGAGGAUCCGUCACGCUGGUAUGUAGGCGGAAUCGUGUCUUGGGGCAUUAAGUGUGCACACCCGCGGCUACCCGGGGUAUAUGCCUACGUGCCACGCUACGUGCCCUGGAUACGAGAGCAGAUCGACCACUACAACGAUCACGAGGUGCCCUCAGAUCCCGACCUAUAAACCCGCUCACGUCCAAGGGCGUGUUAGUGCGGAUGCGGUUCAGAAACAUUCCGCACUUGUACUCCGGUUACUCAAUUAGGUGAUCAUCGGAGACUGAAGAUGAGAGCUGCGAAUUGUUCCUGUUCUGACAAUGGACUAAAGGCACUGACCUGUAUAAAUACCACUGGACAGGCUGUUCCACAUUAUUAUGUUUAACAGCAAAUUUUUGUGCCUAUUUGAAGCGCCACUCGCGAAAAAUGGCUGAGAAGGGACGUAUAAAACUCUAAAGUAUUUUUGCAUUUCGAAUUAAUUUCGUUCGUUUUCCGUGUUAUUUAUACUUCAAGAAUCAACAUAAUAAAGUAAACAUUUUUUUCGUAUUUAGUUUCCCACCAUCUAUCAUCUGUUUGCUGAGGUUGUUAUCACUAGUUUUAGUACCGCAGACUCUCGCUACAUGGCCAACAGUGCCAAAAUGGUGAAUAUCAAACAGGCACAAGAGCACUUUGACAGCCGCCAGUCCAUUGGUAUAUAGUAGUGGUCAGUGACUAAAGGCAUAUAAUAUAUACUGAACUCUAUUUUUGUACUAUGACAAUAAUAUUGACAGGUAUAGUCGCCACAUGCGAGUGUGCCAUUAUAUAAAUGCUGUUUUACAUUCUAACUGAACUUACGUCGCAACUGAUGACAAUAAUAAUAUUUAUAAAUGUAAUGUAUAUUAAGGAUGUACCCGUUACAAUAAUAUGACAAUAAAGUAACUUAAAUAUGACAAUAAUAUUUCUGAUAUGUAUAA